AUGAAUGAUGCAUCAAGUUUCCAAAGAUUCCAUAAUAAAUUUUCAAACAAUGAAUUGAAACAAUCUCAAAUUAACCAAAGACUUAAAAAUAUAAAUUUAACAAAACGUUUAAUAUCGUAUGAACGCUACAUAAAAGCUAUACCAAAAAAUAAGAGAAAUCCAAAUUUAAAAAAUGAUUGGCAUCCGGAAACACCUCGAAUUAAUAAACAAUUAAGUGUAUCACAAUGGAAUAAAGAAAUAAAAAAAUGGAGAAAACAAAUACACGCAUGGGGUAACAUGCCUGAAUAUGUUUAUAAACAUAUAUGUAACUUAUCAAUUGUAGAUAGAAAUAAAUAUUUAUCAGAAUUAAAAUUACUUGAACUAAGUCAGGUGGAUAUUAAUAAUUUAAAAAAAAAAAAUGAGCAAUGUUCAGAAAUUAUAAUGAACAAUAUUUUAUUAAUUCCUGAACAAAAUAAUAAUACAAAUAGUUGUGCAAAGAAUGAAAUAAUAGAAAAACCGUUUUUUUUUCUCCCCCAAAAUUUUAGUGGAACUAUAUUAAAUGACCAGUUAAUAAUUAUUAAGCAAAAAUAUUUAGAAACAUCUCUAUAUUCAUUGCGACAAAAAUAUACCCCAAAAUACGCACAUUUAUUUGAUGCAUAUAAUAGUUUAUACCUUAUGGAAAGGGACCCCAAUUUAAAUUGUAAAAACGAGACAAAGGAGCAACAAACUAUCAUCGUAAAGCUAAAUAAAAAAUGCAAUGAUAGUUGUAAAAAUGACGAAAUUAAAACUAGUCAAGAUAUUCUAAAAGAAUAUAUGAAUAAGCAAGAAAUGCAAGCAUCGAAAUAUUUACAUUCUACAAAUACAAAAAAAAGUAGUAACCAUAGAAAAGGGAAAAGACAUUUUUAG
This is a messenger RNA of Plasmodium yoelii, 885 nucleotides long. Its product is annotated as histone RNA hairpin-binding protein, putative. The transcript has a single exon. The coding region runs from base 1 to 885 and encodes 294 amino acids. Gene Ontology annotation, biological process: mRNA transport; mRNA 3'-end processing by stem-loop binding and cleavage. The record is from RefSeq and is a predicted model, not a curated record. Gene Ontology annotation, molecular function: histone pre-mRNA stem-loop binding; mRNA binding. Gene Ontology annotation, cellular component: histone pre-mRNA 3'end processing complex; cytoplasm. NCBI's taxonomy places the organism in Eukaryota, Apicomplexa, Aconoidasida, Haemosporida, Plasmodiidae.